This is a messenger RNA of Pelobates fuscus (common spadefoot toad), 1122 nucleotides long. RefSeq names its product histone H1.10. NCBI's taxonomy places the organism in Eukaryota, Metazoa, Chordata, Amphibia, Anura, Pelobatidae. Gene Ontology annotation, biological process: nucleosome assembly. Gene Ontology annotation, molecular function: structural constituent of chromatin; DNA binding. Bases 68 to 625 code for a protein of 185 amino acids. The record is from RefSeq and is a predicted model, not a curated record. The transcript has a single exon. Gene Ontology annotation, cellular component: nucleosome.
AGGAGGAGCCUGCGGCUCUGCGACCAGUCUGAGCUGAACUUUAGCGCAGCUUCUGAAAUCUGCAGCCAUGGCACAGGAGCAACAAGAGGUCGCCCCAGCUACCCCAGCAAAGAAAGCCACCAAGGCAGCAGGCAGUGCCAAGAAGGCUACCAAAAAGAAAAACCAGCCUGGAAGGUACAGCCAGUUAGUGGUGGACACCAUCAGGAAGCUGGGCGAGAGAAAUGGAUCCUCCCUGGCCAAAAUCUACAGCGAGGCUAAGAAGGUAUCCUGGUUUGACCAGCAGAAUGGACGCACCUACCUCAAGUACUCCAUCAAGGCUCUGGUCCAGAAUGACACCUUGCUCCAGGUCAAGGGAAUUGGGGCCAAUGGAUCCUUUAGGCUCAACAAGAAGAAGCUGGAGGGUCUCCCCGCUGAGAAGAAGGCUGCGCCCGCUAAACCAGCAGCCAAGAAGAAGGCAGCGCCUGCCAGCACUCCUAAAAAGAGCCACAAGAAGGCAAAGCCAGCCAAGAAGUCCACCAGCGCCAAGUCACCAGCCAAGAGCCCCAAAAAGACGACAGCCAGCAGGGCAACCAAGAAGGUGAAGAAGGCUACAAAGCCCAGAGCACUCAGAGCCAAGAAGGCAUAAAAAGGACUAUAUAGACUUUGUAUAUACCAUGCAGCCGCCCAUCUUCAUUUCCAAAUCCAUCUCUUCCAUUUACGAUGAUUCUUAAAGGAACUUUUAUAUAUUUGACUGCAUUUUAUUUUCUUUAUUGACUUUAAUCAAUGUUCACUUUUAAUAGAAUGCAUUUAGGUAUUGCUUCCAAUGCGCAGCUGUAGGGUUCCAUCGUUUUAUAUGGGACUCUUUGCACCAGAUUUGUUUUUUGUUUUUAAAUCCAUUCCCCAGCUCAGUUUAGAAAGGGUAAACUCGCUUUGCUUUAGGACAUUAUUUCCUGCUAAAUCAUGUUUUAAACAUAGAGCAUAUAAUAACGUUAGACUUUACAGGGAAAGGGUUAAAUGCUAUGUUUUCUGCAUGUUUUAUUUUUGUGUUUUUUUAAAGAUACAUAUUUUCUUAAAGCAAUUCUGUACUCACGGUAUAACUUAGUUGUACUGGUGUUUUGAAUUAAAACUAUUCAUCUUUGAAAA